AUGUACAAACGGGCGCUCUUUUUUGCAGCGAUUCUCGCAGUCAGCCACUGCGAAGAGAAGCCAUAUAAAACCCACCAUUAUGUCGAUCCAUUCGCUCUACUGGAUCGGCACCUGUCACACAGCCUCACCUACCUCUGGCCCUGGAGUCACCUAAUCAGAGCAGCAGCGGCCCUCGAACUAGAAGAUACGCUAGAAGACCCACAGAUAAUCUCAGACUCCGAACAGUAUUUGGUCAGAUUAAGCGUGCGUAACUACAAACCAGAUGAGCUGAAAAUUAAGGUAAAGAAUCGGUAUAUGAUUGUAGAAGGAAAGCACAAAGUGAAGAACGAAGAUGACAAGAGAUACAUAGCGAACCACUUCAUGCAGAGGUUUAUUCUACCUCCUGGCACUAAACAAGAAGAAUUAAAAGCUGUGCUAAACGAAAAAGGUGUUCUCUCUAUUUCCGCUCCUAAACACGAAUUACCACCACCACCUCCAGAGCGAGAGGUCCCAAUCGAAGUUAUUAAGAGUGAGGUACAAACCACAGAUAAAGAAGAAAAAGACACUUCAUCAUCACCUUCGCCGACACCUCUAGAACUCGAAGUGGAAGCGACAACACACAUUGGCAAAAUUAGAAAGAAGGAACUAAAGACAACAACAAAGACGGCAAAGGACAACGAAGUGACAAAAGGUGGUGACGGAAACGGAAUAGACUACGCGUUGAUUGAGGCAGACGAGUGA
Leptosia nina is the source of this 720-nucleotide messenger RNA. The record is from the annotation of a GenBank genome assembly. Lineage: Eukaryota; Metazoa; Arthropoda; Insecta; Lepidoptera; Pieridae.